Messenger RNA from Dunckerocampus dactyliophorus (ringed pipefish), 2754 nucleotides. Its product is annotated as transcription initiation factor TFIID subunit 4-like. The transcript is spliced from 16 exons. Gene Ontology annotation, biological process: transcription initiation at RNA polymerase II promoter; DNA-templated transcription. Bases 531 to 2537 code for a protein of 668 amino acids. Lineage: Eukaryota; Metazoa; Chordata; Actinopteri; Syngnathiformes; Syngnathidae. The record is from RefSeq and is a predicted model, not a curated record. Gene Ontology annotation, cellular component: transcription factor TFIID complex. Gene Ontology annotation, molecular function: RNA polymerase II general transcription initiation factor activity; DNA binding; protein heterodimerization activity.
UUACAUAGAAGCGCAGGGCUCCUCUCCCGAAACUGACACGGUUAAUUUGACGGGCACGUCGAAACUCUAAUCGAAACCAAUUUAAUUCCUUAUUUCAGUCACUCAUUACAUCAUUUCACCUAUAUGUCGUCUUUUUCACUUCUCAUUGUUCCAUUCAUCUAUCAACAUGAAAUCCUAUUCGUGACGUUGACAGUUACAAAGUGUUGUGACUCAACCGUAAAGCUAAUUGUGAGUUAGCUAACUUAGCACAGUUGAUGUUUUCAAUUAGACAUGUCAAGUAAGGUUUGUCUUUGACACAUACAUAUACGUAUACUGUGGAUACAUUUUCUUGCAUUUCAUGUUGUUAAUCCAACUGUUGAUUUAACUAAAAGAGCUAAGUCACACCUGCCAAUAUCCUAUAUAUAGCGUAUCUUUGGAGCUAGCUCCCUUUUGAAGUAGCUGAAGCAUCGUUUAUUGUUCAUCUUGGGUUCUAAUCAAACAAAAUCAACAUAAUACCGACACGAAGUUGUGUCACUUUCCACUCAGAAGUAAUGAUGUCCACAAAUAAAGAGACAACUGGGACAAUAAGAGAUGACAUUCAAGUGAAGACAUUACCAAUCCCAGCCAAGUGUGGCCCCAUACCUUCUUCAGGUGUUUCCAAGGUGGACGUGGUCGCCACUGGUCCUGUCCACCAAGUUAACGCCUCCUCAGUUCAGUCCCCUCAGACGUCCUCCCCCACCGUCAUGGUGGUGACCAAGGUGUCCAAGCCAGGUGGGAUCAGUGCCAACCAUUUAACCAAAGCAGCUCUGAGCCAAGCCAGCUCCACUCAGGGAAGGACGGUGGUCAUAACUGUGCCAAGGUCAGCAGGGCCACCGAUGGCUGUGGCGUCUCGACCGGCUCAGACUCCACUCCCCGCCAACAUCCAGAUCCCGCCAGGUAUGAUGCUGAUCCGCAGUGACAGUGGUCAGCUGAUGCUGAUGUCUCAGCAGGCUUUGGCACAGGCUCAGCAGGGAGUGAGAAGCGGCAACAGCGAGCCAGCAGGAAUACUGACCCCCCAGGUGUGUAUGUGUGAGGCUUCAACAGCAGCCGCAAGUCAAAGCAAAGAGAAGGUGACGGUGAUCCGGAUGACGGCUCCUCCUGCUUUCCAGCCAGCAGCACCGGUUCAGAAGACUGCGGUGGUGAAGGUGAUUGGCGUGGCUCCCAAACCAGCUGUGGUUCAGACCUGCAGCCUUGUGCAACCAGUUGCCAUGGAAACCAAGAAAGAGCCCCCACCUACAUUUAGCCAAGAGACCCUGGAGAGUGUGAAGAAGUGCAAGAAUUUCCUUGUUACCCUGAUGAAGCUGGCGUCCAGUGACUCCAACCCUGCCAACAUGGCCAAUAACGUGCGAGGCCUGGUCAGGAGUCUGCUGGAAGGCAAGCUGGAGGUGGAGGAGUUCACAGAGGCGCUCUAUCAGGAGCUCAAGUCCACGCCACAGCCGUGCUUGGUGCCUUUUCUCAAGAAAAGUCUUCCAGCAGUGCGUUGCCUCACCUCGGACCCCCAGUUAUUCAUCCAGCAGGCCUCAUCCUCUUGCAACCUUGCUGUGAAGAAGCCCAGUAUGGACACAGUACUAAGUCCAAGACCAGCCCAGCAGCUGUCGAGUGGAGCAACGAGUCUGAGACCUGGGUUCAGCAUGUUGGCCCAGUCCAGAACAGUCACCUCCAAGAGCAUCAGGCCCACUUCCACAGCCAAAAUCACCCUGGUCCAAACAGGAAAAGACAUCACAGGAGCUUUCCAACUGAAGCAGCCUUUUGUCCGAGAUCCGCCCUGCACCCCCAGACUUGCAUUCAGGGACACUUCAGCAUCUUACAAAGAAGAUGACGAUAUUAACGAUGUGGCGUCCAUGGCAGGAGUCAACCUGAGAGAGGAGAACGCUCAGAACCUGACCAGCACGGUCGGCUCUGUGGUCCAGUCCUGUCAGGACCAGCUCUUCCUGUCUCCUAGCCCUGUGCUCAGCAGAAUCCUCCACGCGGGACGGGAGCUAGGGGUAACUGAAGUGGGCCCGGAGGUGGUGUCAAUGGUCUCUCAUGCCACCCAGGAGUGUCUCCGUGGGAUCCUGGAGAAGCUCACUGUGAUGGCAGAACUCCGCAAGUCAGCACUCAAGGAGGACUUGUGGCACGCCAAAGUGAGCGACGUGCGCUCUCAGCUGCGUUUCCUGGAGGAAGUGGAAAGUUUGAAGAAGAAGAGGAAAGACGAGGAGGAGAGGGAGACGCUGCUGCGCUUGGCCAGGAGUCGCUCCCACACCGAAGACCCUCUGCACCAGCAGCUCAAGCAACGAGCCAAAGAGUUGCAACAAAUAGAAGAAGCUCAGCUGCAGCAGCGCGAGGCAAACAUCACCGCUCUGGCCGCCAUCGGUCCACGUAAGAAGAGACCGCUCACCCAGAUGGAAGGACAGGUGUCCCUGCUGCCCAGACAGGGCUUUCAGCACGUGACUCGGGUCAUCUUGCGUGACCUGCUGGUGUGCAUGGAGCAGGACAACUUUCUGCGUCACUCCCUCAUUUUGUACAAAGCAAUGCUCUGAUAACCUGUCGGCUCCUCCCACUAGUUGGUCAAAUAUGAAUAAUACGGAUCAGUGUUUAUAUUAAGUAAUUUUUGUUCUUUAAUAUAUUUUGUUAUUUAUGCAGAUGCUGCUAUGAAUAGAGCACUUCAUUUUGGGGGAGAAGUUUUCCUUACUUAACUUACUAAGUUGUAAAAGAGUUGCAAGUGUUCUUACAUUUGUUUGUUUGUCCGUCACAUUA